This is a messenger RNA of Nannizzia gypsea CBS 118893, 636 nucleotides long. RefSeq lists its product as hypothetical. The transcript has 3 exons. The record is from RefSeq and is a predicted model, not a curated record. NCBI's taxonomy places the organism in Eukaryota, Fungi, Ascomycota, Eurotiomycetes, Onygenales, Arthrodermataceae. Bases 1 to 636 code for a protein of 211 amino acids.
AUGCUGACACCACGAUGUAUGAUAGCUUCGUCGCUCACGCUGGUGUCCAUCUUUGUUCCAAAAUGGCUUGGUUACUAUAGCGAGACGCCCUCUGGCCAGCAGUUCUACCUCACAUACGGUUUGACAAGACGGUGCUCGUCCGAAUCCCCCGGAUGCGACGCUUUCCCAAAGUAUGAAGACUGUCAAGCAGACAACUCCAUGUUUGGAGUCAGUAUCAAUCGCUUCAGUGGCUCUGGAUCGGACCUUUUCGCCGACCGUGCGAUAUCCAACCCGAUAUUCUGCUCAAUGUGGCGUUCCGUUGGAUUCCUGAUAUCCCUUGCUGUUGUCCUCGAGGGGAUGACUUUUGUGGCAUUCAUCGUGAUACUGGCAGGAGGUAAACAGAUGAGGGAAACAGGUUGGAAGCUGCUGGCGGUGUUUCUGGUCCUGAUUGGCCUUGUUCAGGCAGGUGGAAUGGGUCUGGUGUCAUAUCUAUUCGACAACGACGAUCGCUUCUACCCUGGAUGGAAGCUCGACGACUCGUGGAUCCUGUGUACCGUCAGUAUGUGCCUGAUGCUGGUCAACGCGGUGGCGAUGUACACGAUAGCCCGAGUGCUACCGAACGAAGGCGGCUAUGAGCUGAUAGCCGACCACGACUAA